Messenger RNA from Pelobates cultripes (western spadefoot toad), 313 nucleotides. The record is from the annotation of a GenBank genome assembly. Lineage: Eukaryota; Metazoa; Chordata; Amphibia; Anura; Pelobatidae.
ACAGACACCCAAGGCUCCCCCCACACACCCCGCACACUUAUCCACACCCCACCUCCGAACCAACAUCACACCCCAUAGCAAGACACAAAAAGAUAUCUCCCCACAAUACAACCACCGAGAUAAAACCCAAACUGAUAACCAGACAGACUUCACACCACCUACAGAAAGACUGACAAGAACAGGAGAAACCUAUAAACCCCCAAAAUACCCCAAACUAGCUAACCCACAUCACAAAUACCACAAUACACCCAGGGGUGAAACAAAACAAGGAGAGAGAAAUGAGCAUGACACCCAGGGAACGUCCAAUCACUAA